This is a messenger RNA of Emiliania huxleyi CCMP1516, 945 nucleotides long. RefSeq lists its product as hypothetical. NCBI's taxonomy places the organism in Eukaryota, Haptophyta, Isochrysidales, Noelaerhabdaceae. The transcript has a single exon. The record is from RefSeq and is a predicted model, not a curated record. The annotation marks the transcript as partial. Gene Ontology annotation, molecular function: protein binding.
GAUGCGAAUCUGGCGAGGGCAGUCUCUCAGGGCGACGCCGGCGCCGCGAGGAGGCUGCUGGCGGCAGGCGCCUCGGCGAGUGGCUCGGCUCCCAACGGGUGGCCCUUGCUGGCCGUCGCGGCGCAGAAGGGGAGCGCGGGCGUGGCUGCGGCUCUCCUCGAGCACGGCGCCGACGCCGACGCUGUCUACAGCGGCUUCACGCCGCUGCUGCUCGCCGCUGCCGCCGGCCAUCUGCAGGUCGUGCGGCCGCUGCUCGCGCAUGCGGCCUCCACGUCCGCCACGUCGCCGGACGGGUCCACGGCCCUGCACUUCGCGGCCGAGUACGGCCACGCCGACGUGGCGCUGCUGCGCGCGGGCGCGCCGGUCGAGGCGGCCAAGCCUGGCGAUGGGACCAGGCCACUGCACCGUGCCGCCGAGAACGGGAAGGCGGCGGUGGUGGAGGUCCUGUUGCGGGCCGGCGCGUCUGUCGACGCGGCCGCGGCAGGCGAGUGGCGCCCGCUGCUCCUCUCCCUCGUGCGCAGCCACGCCGCGCUCGCCUUGUCGCUGCUCGAGGCGGGCGCCUCGCCUCACCACGCGCGCGAGGACGGGACGCUCCCUCUCCACGCGGCGACCCGGCUCGGCUCCUCCGCCCUGGUCGAGGCGCUUCUCGACCGCGGCGCGCGCAUCGACGCCGCAGACAAGGCCGGCGAGACGGCGCUCCACCGCGCCGUCUCGGACCGGGGAAGCGCGUCCGUGCCGCUGCUGCUGCGGCGGGGCGCCUCCGCCGCCGUUGCAACCUCCGACUACCUCCAGACACCGCUGCACGUGGCGGCUGCGCAGGGUGACCUCGCUUCGGCCGCCGAGCUCGUCGCGCAUGGCGCCUCGGCGGCAGCGAGGGACCGCUUCGGAGUCACUCCGCAGUACGCCGCCGCGUAUCACGGGCACAGGGGGGUGGCCGAGCUGCUG